This is a messenger RNA of Fusarium fujikuroi IMI 58289, 1341 nucleotides long. RefSeq lists its product as uncharacterized. NCBI's taxonomy places the organism in Eukaryota, Fungi, Ascomycota, Sordariomycetes, Hypocreales, Nectriaceae. Bases 1 to 1341 code for a protein of 446 amino acids. The record is from RefSeq and is a predicted model, not a curated record. The transcript has a single exon.
AUGACUGUCAAGACUAUCAUGAAUGCUUUUCUAGCAGCGCUCUUAGUGGGAGACACUGAGGCCGGUCCAUGUAAACCGAGACCCAGAACGACUGAUAUUUUGACCACCGUGGAAAUUAUGUAUACUUCCACUAGGACAAAAACUACUGCCGACAUUAGUCUCCCGACGACUAAGCUUUCCUCUAUUGAUUACUUCACCUUUACUACCGACCAGUCUGAGAGCACCAGGCAGACGUCAACUGAGUCAAAGGAUAGUACUACUACUGCUGCUUCUCCCGCCAUUUUGACAACGACAACCUCCUCAAGUAUAGCCCUGACGUCUUCUAUUAUCGAGAGUAGCGUGGAGCCAACCACAGUUACAGAAGACGCAACAACUGUUGCGGUUUCAAUUACUUUGACGGCAGAAUUAAGCUCUACUAUCACUGGGAGCCUCACGGAGACACCAACUUUCUCAAAGGACACUACCACUAUCGUUUCUAUGACUACAGAGACAUCUUCAACCAGAGAACUGACCUUUGAGAUCACCGAGGGUAGUACUGUGGAACCCACCACCACAGAAGGGUCACCUACUACUACGACCCCAAUGAUUCCAGCUACGGAGCAAAGCUCCACUGUUAUCGAGAGCAGCACUAGGAUGACCACUGCUGCAGAAGACGCUACUACUACUGCCGUUUUUGACACGGAAACUUCGUCAACUGUAGAGAUUAGCUCCACAAUUGCCGAAAGCAGCGUCGACAUAACAACCUCGUCGCAAGAACCCACUGCUACAACAUCUAUCUCAGCUACAGUGUCAACCCUCCCCACCACCGAGAGUACAACGACGUCUGAAGUCACCUCCACUACUACUACAGGAGCAGCUGGUCCUCCCACUAUCACCAAUCUUGGAUUCGACGACACCACUGGACCCUGGUCUGUCACCCAGCCCCAUCUCGUCUCACUAUCCCUCGACAGCAACAUCAAGCACGACGGUAGAAGCUCUGCACGCAUGAGCUUCUCCGCCGCCGGUGGGUCCACAAGCUACAUCACCCAGGCGUUCUCGUCGCCUCCUAAAACUGGGGUGGGAUAUCUAGCUUCCGCGUGGAUCCGUCCUGGGGAUGGAUGCACCCUCGCGGUGCUGGGUUGUGUUUAUGGAAAUGCAGGAUUGUUCGCAGGACGGCGAAACCUCGUUGUUACGGCGACGGCAACACAGCCGGGGACUAUCAAUCAGUGGCAGGAGAUAUCAUAUAAAUGCACGUAUACUCAAAACCAGAUUGAUCAGGGUGGUUUGGCUCUCAAUAUUGGGUUUAUGUGCAUAACGGGCUCUGAAGCUUGGGUUGAUUCGGUUCAAUUUUCAGAACAAUAA